AUGGAGUGGAUCACAGUCAAGGCAGACAACAUAGAUGGCGCAGCAGAGCGGAUAAUUGAUUUUUUGGAGCACACAGACAAGGCAGGAAAUGUAAUAUACUUCCAUGGCUGGGGUGGAUGGGGAGCGUCUGCUGUACUCAAAGAGGUCGCUAAACGACUAACAUCAUCAUCAGGAUGGGCUGAAACUGGGACAGCAAGGGGUUUGGGAAAGAUCAUCAACAUCGAUUUCUUAAGGUGGCAGGGCAAGAGAUCCCUGCAAAAGCAGAUUGCCGAGGAGCUGAAGCUACCCAAUCAGGUGAUGGCCUUAUUUGACCAGCUUGAUGAGAAGGAUGACCUUGAUGGGGUGAAGCAGAGUUCUAGAGGUGUGAUUCCCUAUGUCAGGUUAGCAAUCAUGAAUGAACUUAGCACCCGCAGAUUCCUUGUGAUUCUGUACAAUGGGAGUGGCAGCUACAUCGAUCUAUGGGAGGUCGGUGUCCCUGUAAUCGGCGAUUUGGGCAAGAGGGUGCUGUGGACAUCCCGGGGCAGGUUCUGGCAUCAUCUCACAGAAGGGCAUGGAAUAGAGAAGGAUGUGGAGGAGUUAGCUGGGUUGAGUGAUAUAGCUAUAUCUGCUGUUUUAUCAGGUUAUGACGAGAACGAUGCUACUACGCUUGAUACCAUAAGGCACCUUGUUUAUGCAGAGGCUGCAGAGGUUGCAAAAUGCAUGGGUGUCCCUGAACCUGACAUGAGCCAGAAGAUUGUCAUGGAAUGCAUCUUGUAUAGGGCACUAAUAGGCAAUGACCACAACAUCAGCUGGGAGUGCCAUGCUUCCAACUGCUGGGUAUGUGAUGGAAUCAUACAGGAUGCCGCUGAUGGUAGUAAAUCAGCAUGGGAGAUUGGCGACGCUUUGCAGAUGAACGUGAACUUGGAUUUGCUUAACUGUUGUGUUAAAGUGAUCUGUAAACUGCUGGAACAGUGGAAGCGUAUGGACCACUGGGUUUCAGUCACCUCCCAAACCACAAUGGAGGUCCAAGUGCCAUCUCAGGCAACAUCCUUCUUCUGGACAGGAGGUGGACUAGAAGCUUGCAUGUUUGAACAUUCUAAUAAGACAAGUCUGCGUGUGUUACAUCUCUCCCACUGCACCUUCAGUUUUUCAUCUCCUCCCUUCCUGAGAUGCAGUCACCUAAGAUUCCUCCUACUUGACCACUGCAAAAACAAGGAUGCACAGGAUGACGGUGAAGAAAAUAACUGCCAUCAUCAUAGCCACCAUAGCCAAGAAAACGGUGGAGCAUGGUUUCAGAAUUUAUGGGUGCUGGAGCUAAGUUAUACAGAUUGGUAUUGGCUACUGUCAAAUGACAUGUUGGAUCUUAUGUCUGACCUUAGGGAGCUGAAUGUGAAAGGAGUCGGCAAUCAGAGCAUGAGCCACCUUCAUCGUUGCAGUGGUCCCAGAAGCAACAGCCGUAAGCUGCUCAAGCUUCGAGUGGUAGCUGAAUCAUAUAAGGACAAUGGGCACGAUGGUGCUGGCGGUGAUAGAAUUCAACAAGAAUCACCUAUGGUAGCAUCGUUCCCAGACCUGUCAAGUUGGCACAUCCUCAAGACAAUCGUCCUUGAUGGUUGUGGUGAUCUUGAGAUAAUUGGCUCAGAUGCCUUGCCCCUGUCACUAUAG
Miscanthus lutarioriparius is the source of this 1641-nucleotide messenger RNA. The record is from the annotation of a GenBank genome assembly. Lineage: Eukaryota; Viridiplantae; Streptophyta; Magnoliopsida; Poales; Poaceae.